Fusarium sp. VM40 is the source of this 1794-nucleotide messenger RNA. NCBI's taxonomy places the organism in Eukaryota, Fungi, Ascomycota, Sordariomycetes, Hypocreales, Nectriaceae. The record is from the annotation of a GenBank genome assembly.
AUGUCCGUCACGGCCACGAGCCCCUUGAUUAGAUGGGGUCUCAUCCUCCCCCUCAUAGUCGUCACCUUUGCAGUCGCAUACCGCCUCCAGCAGCCACUCACAGGCUCAAAUGGUGAAAAUUCAGCCACAUACUGCUACAGCUCCAUCCGAACCCAUGACUCUGAGCAGGCGGAAGCUCAAUGCUUCACCGUUGCUGGUGGCGUCUUCACGGCCGUUGGCCCAAGUGAUGCUAACCAGACGACGAUAGAUGGCUAUGUGAUUCCGGGACUUUGGGAUGGGCAUGGCCACUUACUUCAGUAUGGAGAGUUUCUUCAUUCGGUGGACCUGUUCGGUGCUCAAUCGUUGGAAGAAGUGCGUGCUAGGAUUAAGGAGUACAUGGCCAAGAACCCUGGUGCUGGAUCCAGGGAUAACUGGCUUCGCGGUGUAGGAUGGGAUCAGACGUUCUUUGGUCGCAUGCCUACAGCUGCUGAUAUCGCAGAGGACCCAGAGCUCAGUGACAUCUAUCUCAUGCUUGAUCGCAUCGAUGUCCACUGCACAUGGGUCUCUCAGCCUGUUCUCGACCUUCUACCAGCAGAUCUACCGGAGGUGGUUCCAGGGGGUGAAAUAAUCCGAGAACCCGGCCUGGGAGUGUUCUGUGAUAACGCCAUGGACUUGGUGAUUGCGAUCUGGCCUAAGCCUACUCGAGAGUUCAAGGCCCUUACAGUUAGAACCGCCAUGAAGCGCCUCAAUGAGGUCGGUCUUGUUGGCAUGCACGACGCUGGAGCAACCCCAGAUACCCUUAACCUCUACAACGAAUUGUCAUCUUCUGAUGACUGGACUCUUCGAGUGUAUUCCAUGUUGGAAUGCCCUCAGCGCAAUUCGUACUGCCCAGAUGAAGCUGUCAUGUUCGCCCGACACGAUGACCGUUUCGCCGUACGAAGUGUCAAGCUGUUUGCCGACGGAGCCCUAGGUAGUUGGGGCAGCGCGAUGCUGGAACCUUACUCCGACCACUCCUGGACGUCAGGUUCGCUCCUCAUCAACGCCUCUGCCCUCACUGAUGUGGCCAAGCGCUGGGCUGCCGACGCUUAUCAGGUUAACAUCCAUGCCAUAGGAGAUCUCGCAAAUCGCAACGCUGUUGACGCUCUAGAGGCAGCUCUCGUCCAGGAGUGUCUUAACGAGGCCACCGCUCAGGGUGCUCCCCCCUCUGUAUCGGGACAGCCUGUAAACGAGUCUCAGGAUCAGUUAGAAGCUCGUGCUGCCUGCCAGUCUCGACACCGCUUCCGCAUCGAGCAUGCUCAAAUCAUCCACCCAGAUGACCAGAAGCGCAUACUAUCGCUUGGCAUCAUCCCUUCUAUCCAGCCAACGCACGCUACAUCAGACAUGAAAUACGCCCUCUCCCGUCUCGGAAAAGACCGCCUCUCAUCCUCAGCCUACCGUAUGCGCUCUCUUCUACCCGCCCGCCCUAUCCUUGGCAGUGACUUUCCUGUCGAACCUCCCAACCCCUUUCAAGGCAUCUACGCCGCUGUGACCCGUCGGAGUCCGCAUACCGGUCGUGGUCCCGAGGAUAGCCCAGACGGCUGGCACACAGAAGAGGCCCUGAGCCUGGACGAGGCUAUGUGGGGUUUUACUAGAGCACCUGCUUACGGUGCAUUUCUUGAUGAUCGCGCUGGCGUUAUCAGUGAGGGCGCUUUGGCUGAUUGGGUUGUCCUUGAUAAGCCCAUCGAGUCUCUUGAUGUCGAAGAACUACGGACUCUGAAAGUGAGAGAAACAUGGGUAGCAGGCAAGAAGGUCUAUGAACGACCUAGUGAAGACUAG